AAAGUAGGAAAAACCCAGGCUCAUCCUAGUGAGAAACUGAAGGGAGUCUGUGAGGGAUAAGAAACACAUUGUGGAGUAGGUCUGCAAUCCGAGACUGGAAACUUUAAUUUCAUACCAUUGUCCAGCAUCGACAGGGUUGGAUUUCUCCAGUUCUGGGCAGCAGGUAGUGGCAGUAGGAAGCACAGGGUGGGACCGAACAGAGUAAGUGCUGGAGAAAGACACCCUGGGCAUGCUGGGAGGAUCUGUGGAUGAUCAGACCUGAAGCCGGCUCCUGGACCAGCAGCGUCUACCUGAGUUCACAUCUACGUUGGCACAGAGCCUCAGGGGACAGGGGACGGAGGUGGGCUGUGUCAUCACUCCACCUCCUGGGGAAAAUGGAGCAGUCCCUCUACAGGUCCUAACUUGUAGAUGAGAGUAAUGUUUCCUUCAGCCAGGGCCGUAGUUGUCAUCCAAAGAACAGUAAAGAUACUGAUGGAGGAGAAGCUGGGCAGAAUUUAAAAAAAAAAAAAAAAAAAAAAAGGGAAUCCAGAUUGUUUCCACAGCUUUCAAACUGAUGCCUUCAGGGUUUUUUGUUUGUUUGUUUUUUAGUAGUUUGGCAUUAGCUGAACCUCAGAAUCUGUACCCUAUAUUCGAGAUACCUCAGUUAGAACCAGUCUCGUCAGUUCCAUGAAAAGGUUUUCUUCACCAGCCGUCAUCCUGUUAGUCAUCCCAGAGGCAUAACUGUUCCAACUGAUAUUGAAACGAGAUGUUUCCAUGGUCACCAGUCCGGGUGAGAAACAGCUGACUCAGAAAAUGUUGGAACCUCCUGGAAAAACAGUGUGUGCAGGCGACUCAAACGUCCCUUCCGGAAUGCUUCCGAGUGGCCAAGGUCUGCAGAGUAUGAGUCAGUUCAGAAGUAUCGCCCCGAAACUUGCACCCCGAUUGCUGGCGCCCAGAGUGCUCCCUGGCCCCUCCCUCAGUGCCAAGGCCCCAGGGGUGCCCCCCCAGAGUUAUGCGCUGAUGCAAGUGGCUGGCCAGGAGGGGACCUUCUCUCUCGUCGCUCUGCCACAUGUUGCCUCCGCUCAGCCAGUCCAGAAGCCCCGACUGCCUCUUCCCGAGAACCUCAAACUGCCCAUUCCCCGGUACCAACCCCCCAGACACAGCAAAGGGCCAAGAAGGACACCGGGGCCCAGCACCUUCCAUGGGAGCUGCAGCAAGCUGCCUGCCCAAACCCAGGCGCCCCCUUCCCCAUCUGAGCAUCCUGAGUCCCUGAAAAAGCCCAGUCUGCCCAAGCGGGCCCCAGCUCCAGACCCCGCCCUGGCUGGCAUGGGCCCAGCCACACUGACCAGUGGGGAUGGCCGUGGAGACCCUGGGCCUGCCGGGACCAGCAACCAUGGAGGGGGGCACCCUCCAGCCACCCCAGCAUCACCCAUGCCAGAGGAACAGGGCCUCCCCAAGUGCUCAGGGAAAGCAAACACUGCAAACAGGAGAGCAGGCAGGAGAGCUGCUGCCACUGCCAGCGAAAAACGUAAAGAAAAGGUCAACCUUGCCAAAGCCGGGACCCAUUUGUCACCAGGUGUUUGGGGCCACGCGGCUCAGGUGAUCACUUCCUUCCCUGGAGGUAAGCUACCCAUCCUGCCCUACUCAAGAGUGAAGACGCUCGAGCCUUGCGGAAGCGAAGCCGCAGUCCGCGCAGCAGAUUUUCCUGGCCCUGGGCUCAGGGCAGACAGUGGCAAGACCUCCUCCUCGGUCACAGAAGGCUUCUGUGUGGCCCCCCAGGUGGCCAGCAAAGUCCCUGCCUCUCAGAGGUCAAGGCAGAGCCCCUGUGACAGUGCCUUCCCUCCAGCCACCAAAGCCGACCUCAACCACAAGCCAAAAGUGAAUGGCGGGGCAAAGAGGAGAGGACGAAAACGGAAGGUACCUGAUGACCUCUCCACGUUUCAGGGGAAAAGGAGAAAAUGUGUCAUUACCAAGGGUAAAGAAGGCAAAGAGAGAGUCAAAACCGAUCCCCAGGAAGCCAGAGGCCAAAAACCUGGGGCUGUGAAAAGAUAUCGGAGCAUCAUGCCCAAACCUGUCCUGGUGCUGCCAGCCCUGGCUCCCCUGGUCCCUCCCGUGACCCCCUUUCAGUCCCCGCUGCCCGGCCAGAGCAUGUGGCUGAGUAAUUCCCUCAGCCCCAAGGACCCAGGCCGCAAGCAGGACAGCGGCCCCUCUGCUAAGCCCACCUCCGCCUCCAGAACUGGGUUCUCCGGCAUCUGGAAGCCAUGGCACAGGUGCCACGUGUGCAACCGCCACUUCCAGUACAAACAGCACCUCCGGGAGCACAUGAACACACACACCAACAGACGGCCCUACAGCUGCCGGCUCUGCCGCAAGGCCUACGUGCGGGCGGGCAGCCUGAGCGCACACAUGCAGCUCCAGCACGGCAGCGAGGGCCGGCCCAGGAGGCUCAUGUGCUGUGAGUUCUGUGCCAAGGUCUUUGGCCACGUUCGAGUCUACUUCGGCCACCUGAAGGAGGUACACAGGGUCCUCAUCAGCACUGAGCCCGGCCCCUGCGAGCAGAGCCGAGAGCAUCCCACCAGGGGGCUGGAGGACCCCGGGCCCAGUGCCGGGGCGCGAGGGGCCGGCACAAGAGAGUGCUUAGCUUUAAGAACUGGGGAGACCAAGCCCAGCUUGGAAGAAGACCUCCUUCUGAACCAAGCCGACGAGGUCAAAUUCCAGAUCAGAUGUGGCCGCUGCCAGAUCACUGCCCAGUCUUUUGCUGAAAUCAAGUUCCACCUGCUCUAUGUCCACGGAGAGGAAAUUCAGGGCAGAUUACAAGAGGAGAUCUCACCAGGAAGCAAGGGAGCUCAGGGAGAACGGGUCAGACACGCCGCUUCUUUCUGGAAACAGCAUCCAGAGAGACGAAAGAUGCUUAAGCCUUGUCCCUCUGAGGGGGAGCUCCAUUCACUUCCCAGAUUGAAAAAGCAGCCCUACCUCCAUCAUGAGGAUGAUGUGGAAAUACACACGAAGCAGGAAGGACCCGGUGAGCCAGGAGGAGACCCCCAGGGCCAUGGCCCUCACGCUGCCCUCCUCGAGUCCCAGUUGGGCUUUAACUGCGUGCUCUGCACACAGACGCUGGGAGGGAAGGAAGACCUGCUGCUGCACUGGGAGCACCACCACAAGUGUGAGGACCCCCCCAAACUCUGGACGAUCCUCGGGGCUCUCUCCCACCAGGGGGGCUUCGAACUUCUCGGAGAAACCCGAAAAUGAAGCCCCUGGGGAUGAGGGGAUGAGGAGAGGCUGGCUCUCAGCUUCCUCUCUGAGUUUGCGUGUCCUGGUGGUGCUUGGUUAUCAAACACGGUAGGAGGCUCAGCAUUAAGGACAGGAGUGAUUUUUGUACCUCCUUUUGUUUGCUUAUGAAAUAUGUAUGUAUAAAUGCCCUUGAUGCUUAUUUUUCUAAUAUAUGCAGUUCUAUUUUAAAAGUCUUUGUUAAUGUCUGAGACUUUAUUUGAAAUUCAGUCGAAAGAUACAUUUGCGGGUUGAAACGUAGAGGGUUAUAGGCUGUUCUUUAAAUACCAUUUUUCAUAAAAACGUGUGAAUGUGUGUGUGCACGUGCGUUUGGUCACACGUUUUCUGUUUAAGUAGACUGACAGAUGUGAUAAAU
Messenger RNA from Phacochoerus africanus (Common warthog), 3622 nucleotides. RefSeq names its product zinc finger protein 438 (gene ZNF438). NCBI's taxonomy places the organism in Eukaryota, Metazoa, Chordata, Mammalia, Artiodactyla, Suidae. The coding region runs from base 754 to 3228 and encodes 824 amino acids. The transcript is spliced from 5 exons. Gene Ontology annotation, cellular component: nucleus. Gene Ontology annotation, molecular function: sequence-specific DNA binding; DNA-binding transcription factor activity, RNA polymerase II-specific. Gene Ontology annotation, biological process: regulation of transcription by RNA polymerase II. The record is from RefSeq and is a predicted model, not a curated record.